This is a messenger RNA of Melozone crissalis (California towhee), 1832 nucleotides long. It is a transcript of the gene SPATA1, whose product is annotated as spermatogenesis associated 1. Bases 1 to 1656 code for a protein of 551 amino acids. The record is from RefSeq and is a predicted model, not a curated record. NCBI's taxonomy places the organism in Eukaryota, Metazoa, Chordata, Aves, Passeriformes, Passerellidae. The transcript has 13 exons.
AUGUCAUUGAAUCAAAUGAGACCUCGAACUUCACAGCUGUUGGAACUUCAUGUUUUUUAUGUCCCAGCAGAAGUGUGGAACUUCAAGCUGAAUACAGUUCCUGUAGCUCUUACUAGCAAAUUUGUCUCAGCUGGAUUUAUAAGGGUGUCUCCUCACAUCACAUUAAGAGUGCUGCGGGAGAGGCUUGGAGAGUACCUGAGUGGAGUGACAGUCACAGAUAAAUUCAGGUUUUUAAAAUGCAUUGGGAAAAAACUAGCAGUGGUGAAAGCAAAGCAGGAAACAGAACUGGAACUGAAGUCAUUUGCUCCUCCUUAUGCACUUUAUCCUGAAUUAUAUUUAUUACCUGGAGUGGAUUAUUUUGAAGAUGUUUAUCCAUUGCUAUCAUCACCUCAACAAAAACACCACAUUAGUGAAGAAGCCAAUAAUAGGUUUGGUCAUGGAUCAAGAUUAUCCAGCCUUUCCCAACAGAAACCUGAAAAAGGCAAACCAUUUUUAGAAAGUAUACAAAGCAGGCAUCAGGUAGAAAAUGUGGAAGUGCCCAGUCCUGUGGAAUGGGGUGAGAAAGAGCCUGUUCCAGUUUCACACACAAACAAUAAGCAAGACAAUAACAACAGGAUUCCAGAAAAACAGUUUGAAGAAAAAGAUCAAAGUAGUUUUGAUGGAUCUCUCUUCACACCAAGUCAUUCCAAUCCUGCAGACCAGGAGUGUGGAAAGUGGGACCUGGUAUUGCAGACCUCUGAGCAGAAUCAUCUCAGCCAAAAUGAAGAAGACUGCAGUGCUCCUAGGUGGAAUGACAAAGCCAAAGGAACUGCUCUUACUCAUGUAAACCACAGUGAUGAACAAGGCCAGGAGCUAGCAAACAUGGAAAAUAAUGAGCACCAAAAAGAUACCAAAUUAAGAAGAGACAGAACACAGGAUGCUGAAAUUCUUAAAAUAGGGGAAGACCAAACUACAGAUUAUGUCCACAAAAAACAAAGCUUGCAGCAAAACAGAACUAAGAAGACUAGAGUUGUUCUUGGUGAAAAACUGGAUAAUCAGGCAGAUGAAAACAAGCAAAAUCAUCUUACUUGUCCAAAAGAGUGUAUUUCAGCUCCUAGUUCACCUUUUUUGGCAUUUACUGUAAAUCCAGCUCAAGUUCCUGUAAUUCAGGCAGCAAAAAACAGGAUGGCAGAACAAUUGCAACAAAUGAAGGAAGACAGAAGGCACAUGGAAAAAACUAGAGAAGAGCUGAGAAAAAAAGCUAAAGGGCUACUGGAACAAAAUAAGCUGAGGAGAUACCAUGUGCGUGAGGAAUGGAAGAAGAAAUACUUUGAAACCAAGAAAGCUACAGUUUCACUGGAGGACACUUUAAACAAACUGCAACAAGAUUUAGAGCUUUACCACCAGAAAUUGCUCUUGCAACUGGAAGCCAGAAAUAGCCAAAAACGACCAAACAAAACAACAACCUCCAAGAAUUACACAAUCAUCCGGAUUGCUACAGUGCAGCACGAACUCCAUCAACUGAGGAGGAAGCUAGAGGACACAAAAAUGAGACUCCUUAUAGAAAUUAAGAUGAGAAAGCAAGCAGCAUCUGAUUUACAAGCACUGAGAGCAGAACUGACCCAGAAGAAGAUUCAUUCAGCUUUAAUUCUCCAGUCCGGAAAAUCAGGAAUUUAAAAAGAUGACAUGAGUAACAGCUGUGAAAUGUACAGCUCUCUAGUGUAUGGGAAAGAGAGUUUCAGAGCAUUAAUUUGUAUGUUCUUGAAGUAACUUUGUAAAAAGACAUUAACUAUAUAAAUGUUGUGGAAUUUGUAUGCUAGGCUACUGAGGUAAUGCAGCUCACUUCUUUUUAA